Messenger RNA from Limanda limanda (common dab), 486 nucleotides. RefSeq names its product troponin C type 1a (slow) (gene tnnc1a). NCBI's taxonomy places the organism in Eukaryota, Metazoa, Chordata, Actinopteri, Pleuronectiformes, Pleuronectidae. Gene Ontology annotation, cellular component: myosin II complex. Gene Ontology annotation, molecular function: calcium ion binding. The transcript is spliced from 6 exons. The coding region runs from base 1 to 486 and encodes 161 amino acids. The record is from RefSeq and is a predicted model, not a curated record.
AUGAACGACAUCUACAAGGCAGCGGUGGAACAGCUGACAGAUGAGCAGAAAAAUGAGUUCAAGGCCGCCUUUGACAUCUUCGUGCAGGAUGCGGAGGACGGCUGCAUCAGCACCAAGGAGCUGGGGAAGGUGAUGAGGAUGCUCGGCCAGAACCCCACACCGGAGGAGCUGCAGGAGAUGAUUGACGAGGUGGAUGAAGACGGAAGCGGCACGGUGGACUUUGACGAGUUCCUGGUCAUGAUGGUGAGGUGCAUGAAGGACGACAGCAAAGGGAAAUCAGAGGAAGAACUGGCAGAGCUUUUUCGCAUGUUUGACAAGAACGCAGAUGGUUACAUCGACCUGGACGAGCUGAAGAUGAUGCUGGAGUCCACAGGAGAGGCGAUCACAGAGGACGACAUCGAGGAGCUGAUGAAGGACGGGGACAAGAACAACGAUGGCAAAAUCGACUAUGACGAGUUCUUGGAGUUCAUGAAGGGAGUGGAGUAA